UGUAACGCACUCGCACUCGUUCACAUUAUGAGCGAUAACGAUAUUAUCGACGAUGAUGUUCUCAACAUUGAGGAUAUGACUGGAGAUGAUGCGGAUCUCUCUGCUAUCGAAGGAGACUUGAAUGAGAUCGAGGAGGAACAGAAAAAGUUGAAAGCUAUUCAAAAUGAAAUGGUCGGGCACAUGAACUUGAACACAAGCAGUCAGAGUAAUUCAUCACAAUCGCUCUUAACACCAGAGGAGAAAGCAGAAGCUGAUGCUAAAUCAGUGUACGUAGGAAAUGUAGAUUAUGGUGCAACUGCCGAAGAAAUAGAGCAACAUUUUCAUGGAUGCGGAUCUGUAUCCCGCGUCACUAUUCAAUGUGACAGAUUCAGUGGACAUCCGAAAGGAUUCGCAUAUGUCGAAUUUACCGAGAAGGAAGGAAUGCAAAACGCACUAGCUAUGACAGACAGUCUUCUUAGAGGCCGACAAAUCAAAGUAGAUCCAAAACGAACAAACAAGCCGGGCAUGUCAACAACUAACAGGCCUCCAUUCCGUGGGCGUGGAGGACGUGGACGCGGGAACGUCAUUGUCAAAUACGUCUAUGCAGGUGGAUUUCGUCCAAGAGGUCGUGGGGCUAGAAGACGCCCCGGAUUCGCCCCGUACUAAGAACUCACGAGAAGACAGAUUAAAUCAAACUCGAAAAAUUAUACCUUUAUCUGUACGUUCGGCGCACUCCUGCCCGCCCAUUAUUCAGAAACUUAUCUUUUUCCUUUCUUGAGAUCUUCUAUGAGUUUCCCUUGAUUUUUCUCUUAUAUUUAUUUUCGAUUUCUUUUUUUCCUCCCAUUUUAUUUUCACCUAAUUUUCAUCACAAAGUAUUUUUUGUUCCAUUUAUUAAUUUAUACAACCACGCAUUAUUCACUGUCUCUCGUUUUUCCGAUCGGCUUGUGGCCUACAUGUUUUAUUGUCUACCAAUUUUUUGAACGAUCUAAAAAGCAAUGUU
Caenorhabditis elegans is the source of this 979-nucleotide messenger RNA. It is a transcript of the gene pabp-2, whose product is annotated as RRM domain-containing protein. The transcript has 3 exons. The coding region runs from base 28 to 645 and encodes 205 amino acids. The record is from RefSeq and is marked reviewed. NCBI's taxonomy places the organism in Eukaryota, Metazoa, Nematoda, Chromadorea, Rhabditida, Rhabditidae. Gene Ontology annotation, molecular function: nucleic acid binding; RNA binding.